AUGGGAAUGCCGCACUCACUCUGUCUUUCCCUCCGUUCCACACUGAGUGGGCAGGAGGACGCGGUGCUGCUGCGCCACGCGCUGCAGUGUGGCACGAAGCAGUGGGGCGAGCUGGAGAGGAGCGGUCAGCUCAAGAGGAACAACAAGUCGUGCUGUAACUGUUACAUCUUCCUCCGAAGCCAGGCAUUGCUCUGUCAGGAUCUCAAGCAGCAGCAGUCGGAGCAUUCGGAGGGCGUGGGAGCAGCAGCCCUGGCGUUCGGAGGGCUGUCGUAUGAGGAGUGCGUGAUGGCGUUCUUCGCCCCCCAUGCACCGUUGCCAACAACAAUGCUCCCCAAACUCGCUGCUCUGUCUGGCUCCGCUCCCUGCAUUGGGGAUGGUUCCACACUGCAGCAUGUGGAGUGGCCGCGCGUUGGAUCGGAGAGUGCCCUUUUAGACGACAUGCUCCUGAGACUAUGCUGCGAGGACCCUGCCUCCGCACAACGUGCUGCUCUCUCUGCUCCUCCGCCGACGCAGCCACGCGCACCCGCUGCUCUUUGUGCCUCCACUCUCGGCAGCACGAGCAGCUGCAUUUCAGCGGUGCUUGCGGGGAGUACGUGUGGCACAGAGGAGCAGGAAUACGUUGAUGCAUGCAUUGACGCGCUCUGGAACGGAAGCAACACGGACAACAAUAGCAACGGCGCUGACAACAACAGCAACGGCGCUAACAACAGCAACGACGCUGACAACAACAGCAACGGCACUAACAACGGGGGCAUUGACAACCAUAGUGACAGGGACAUGGGUGCUCUCUUUCUCAACAUUCCUGUUGUUCAUGUGCUGCUGAGUGGGAGUGCCCUCACCAUGCCCUUGCCCAGUGGGCCUCAAUCUCAGGGGCCUGCACCCCCUUGUGCUGCCGGGACAGUCGUGUCAGGGUGGGCGGUGGAGUAG
Messenger RNA from Closterium sp. NIES-65, 927 nucleotides. The record is from the annotation of a GenBank genome assembly. NCBI's taxonomy places the organism in Eukaryota, Viridiplantae, Streptophyta, Zygnematophyceae, Desmidiales, Closteriaceae.